Molecule: messenger RNA, 318 nt
Organism: Anisakis simplex (herring worm)
Lineage: Eukaryota; Metazoa; Nematoda; Chromadorea; Rhabditida; Anisakidae
Source: the annotation of a GenBank genome assembly
AUGGGUACAAAAACGGGUCACUUGAUGAAUCCUCUGCCGGAAUCUCCGACAACAGUGUUGUGGCUGUAUUAUCUAUUGGCUCAACAUUAUGACAGACUAGGCUCUAUUCAACAAGCACAUAUGUAUAUUGAUCGAGCCAUUCAGCAUACACCUACUCUUAUAGAGCUUUUUAUGGUUAAAGCGAAGAUCUUCAAGCAUGCGGGUGAUGCACGUGAGGCAGCACGUCUAAUGGAGCAAGCACAGGCAUUGGAUACGGCCGAUCGUUAUAUAAAUAGUAAAUGCGCUAAAUAUAUGCUUAGGGCAAAUAUGAUUAAAGAA